CCGCCCCUGUUUCCUGUUAUUAUACCUGUGUAUUUGUCAAUCCGCCAGACUCGGCUCGUGUCCGGCGCGCUUCCUUACCAACUCAUAACACCUCAGCAUGUCGUUUCGCAAGAGGGACCUGCAGGCGGGAAGUGGAUCCAACGGAUGCGACAGCGACUCCAAUUCGUCUCGAGAUAGUGGAGGGGGUGGGCGUUCGUCCAAUGAUGGCUUCAUGGGACAAGGGCGGAGCAGCAAAGCCCGCCAACGAAGCCCGCUGCCUUUCACUACAAAAGACAAAGAGGCGGAAGUCGAAGCGAAAGAAGCCACCGACCAAAUGGGGUCUGUUUGCCCGGCUUUUGCGUUAGCCGCGGCAGACCCCUCGAUGAGCUCUGACGAAGAGACCGGCGACCUUCCAAUGGCCAUGCCAGCGAACUUUAGCGUAGCGUCACAAAAGCGCGGAGGCCUCGCUGGGAGAAGCUUCUCUGAAGCCGAUCCAAAAACAAGCAACAUGGGACUGCCAUCAGCCUCCUACAGCGUAGCAUCGCAGAAGCGUGGGGGAUUUGCGGGGAGGACCUUCUCCAUGAUAGGCGGGUCGUCAUAUUCCAUCGGCACUAAUCGGAGUAGCAAUACGAGAAAGCCGCCAAAACGGAAGCCUUCACCUUUUAUGGUCAUUCCCGAUGCCCCCCAUGUCAUUGCUGCGAGAGAGGCGUUGAAACCUAAUGCGUCGAAUAGCGUUGGCGAACUGGGUCCGAGACCCAGAGAGGGAAGCGUGUUCGAUUUAGGAAUCGCAACUAGCUUGGCUAGUAUCGAAAGUGAAGCUCGUCCGGCGCGUGGAACUGUCGUUGACGAGAUCAAGGUCGAAAACGGCGAAGUGUCGGACAUGCCAGUCGCAACAAUAUCGCCAACGGAAGAGGGGUCAUGGACGCUGAAACGAAUAUGCAUCGAAGCGGCGACAAUGCCGCUCUUGAUGAUGAUUUCGCUGUUCACAUAUUGUCCGUUUUGCAUAGCUGUGGUGGUGCAAUCAACUGUGCAGGGACACGCUGUCAACACCGAUAAUUGGAAAGAGGAAGUUCAUGGAUGGUCAUGGCUGAUCGGGCUGACGGUCUUCGGCGGCUUACUCAUAUACCCUAUCCGAGUCGCCGGUUGGCUCGGGAGCAUCGAAAAUGCCAGCGGCGACGGCAUGUCUUUGAAAGUUGGAGGAGUCCUUGCCGCAUUUUUAUGCAUACUCGUAGCGGUGCAGAUUCUCACAGCUCAAUACGCCUUUUUGAAACCGGGAUUAGGCAUCGUCACGUUUCCCGCAAACAAGAGCCUUGACCUGCUGCAUUGGCGGAACAUCCUUCCGCUCGUCUCUCCGUUGUUCGAUUUCGUGCAAUUCACAUCCCUCGCAUGGCGGACGAGACCUUCGGACUCAUGGGUGUGCGCCUCUCCGCAACUUGGGAGGCUUAUGCACAUCCUUAUUCGUGUAUUCACGUUUCGUUUCGCUGCCAUAACGUGCGCCUCUAUCAUGGCGGACGAAUCUUCCGCCGCCGCUAUGAAAGAAACAUUAGGUGGCUUGAAUGCAACCGUGGGGAUCGACGAAAUGCUCUUGUCAACAAAUCCGGCGGAAGUGAAUUUCGCUGGUGCUGGUGUUGCCUUCGGUUUCUGUACGAUAUAUGCGCUUCUCCUAGGAUACGCGAUCGCAAAAUUGCUGCAACCCGGACAUUGGCUCUGCGGAAUCGUGUUUGAGAUCUUUGCGGGACUUGGUUACAUGCCUAUUGUCAGCAGACUUCUAGCGUUGCUUUCUUGCCGACCUUAUACCCUCUCCGACGGCAAGAAAAUCCUGUAUCUCGCUGAUUCCGACAAUAGCCUAGUUCGAACACAAUGCUUCACCGGCGGCCACAAGAAAUGGGGAGGAAUGGCCCUCGCGGGCUUGCUGUUGUUUGGGCUGUCUGCGAUUUUCGUGGGUUCAUACAAAGGUUGGUGCACCCAUACAAAGCCGAUAAGCAUGUACGUCGAUCGGCGGUAACGUUUAUACCUCGUAUCGUCGUCGUUCGACGUUUUAUGACGUCCUUUCUAUUGUUCAUCAAUCUCGUCCUACGCUACAUUAUCGAGGACGAUGUGUACCUCUCCUACGCUACA
This is a messenger RNA of Fimicolochytrium jonesii, 2097 nucleotides long. RefSeq lists its product as uncharacterized. The transcript is spliced from 4 exons. The record is from RefSeq and is a predicted model, not a curated record. Lineage: Eukaryota; Fungi; Chytridiomycota; Chytridiomycetes; Spizellomycetales; Powellomycetaceae. The coding region runs from base 98 to 1984 and encodes 628 amino acids.